This is a messenger RNA of Diachasma alloeum, 2253 nucleotides long. RefSeq names its product phosphatidylinositide phosphatase SAC1 (gene Sac1). The transcript is spliced from 5 exons. Gene Ontology annotation, biological process: phosphatidylinositol dephosphorylation. Gene Ontology annotation, cellular component: endoplasmic reticulum. Gene Ontology annotation, molecular function: phosphatidylinositol-4-phosphate phosphatase activity. The record is from RefSeq and is a predicted model, not a curated record. Bases 348 to 2102 code for a protein of 584 amino acids. NCBI's taxonomy places the organism in Eukaryota, Metazoa, Arthropoda, Insecta, Hymenoptera, Braconidae.
UGUCAAAAAAAGUGUCAUAUUUUCCUCUCAGUUGGAAGAGAUCUCCUUCCUACACAAGGACGUUUUGUCAAUGACCACAGACAGCAUGACAAAUUACGUUUUUCUCUGCCAAUGUAGUCAUCGAAAAUAGUAAUAAUGAGUAAUUAAAAAAAUACUACGACGAAGUUGCACAACAGUCCGUGAAUCGUUUAUUUAUUCACAUGACUCGGGGUCAAUUUUAACCACUUGGUGUUGCGUUUUUUAAAUGUCAUCAGGGAUCAAUUUUGGAUUAAAUUAAUUAGUGCAAUAUAGUUCAUAUUUAUCGUUAAUCGAUUAAUUCAUUGAUCAAUUGAAAUUAACAUUCCACGAUGGCUGGGAAUACUGAUGUGUACGAUGAUUUGUAUCUGUACACAACAAACGAAAAAUUUUAUGUCGAAGCAGUAGGCACAAAAGUGUUGCUGACAGUAGACAGAUUGAAUCAACAUAUCUUUACUCAAGCAGUUGGAACAGCUAGUCAAAUUCCCCAAACAGCGAGUAGGCGCAAGAUAUGGGGGAUAGUAGGAACGAUUCGCCUGCUAGCUUGCAGAUACUUCAUAGUCAUCACUGAUGCCGAGCAAAUUGGUACCAUCGCUGGCCAGCAGGUCUUCAAGGCGAUCACUACUGAAGUUAUACCCUAUUCCAGAUCAGAUUUGCAUUUGAGUGAAAAACAAAUUCAGAAUAAUACGACCUACGUGGAGAUGAUCAAGACUGUCUUGAAUACACCGUAUUUUUACUUCAGUUAUACGUAUGAUCUUAGUCACUCAAUGCAGAGGCUGCAUAAUACGCCACCGGAAUUUCUUCAGAUGCCGCUUCACGAACGUGCAGACUCUCGCUUCAUUUGGAACGCUUACCUCCUCGAGGACCUAUCAUCCCGCCCAGAACACUCGAAAUUCUGUUUGCCAAUAAUUCACGGAUUUAUAUCCCUAAACAGCGUUGUAGUGAACGGUAUAUCCUUCAAUUGGGGAAUAAUAUCUCGUCGCAGUGUCCAUCGAGCGGGCACUCGGCUCUUCUCCCGUGGAAUAGAUGCCAAUGGUAAUGUCUCGAACUACGUAGAAACAGAACAAAUAAUUGAAGUAAAUGGAGAUCGUAGUUCCUUCGUCCAAACCCGAGGUUCAAUUCCUCUGUUCUGGCAGCAGGCGCCCAAUCUAAAGUACAAACCAAAACCUCAGCUGAGCUCCCACGAAAACCACCAGGUAGCUGCCUCCAGACACCUCGAUACCCAGAUCUUUCAUUAUGGAAAACAAAUCCUCGUAAAUUUGAUAGACCAUCACGGAGCUGAGGAUGUUCUUGAGAAAGCCUUCAGGGACAUUGUGGCGAGAAUAGCUAAUCAAAAUGUGAGGUACGAGGCAUUUGAUUUUCAUGCUGAGUGCAGACACAUGAGGUGGGACCGACUCAACAUUCUGAUGGACAGAUUAGCACACGAUCAAGAGCAAAUGGGGUAUUUCCUCCUGUCCAGGGACGGAGCUUUGCUCUCGGUGCAGGAUGGAGUGUUUAGGACAAAUUGCAUUGAUUGUCUCGACAGGACAAACGUUGUGCAAAGCAUGUUGGCUAAAAGAGCGUUGGCUGAUGCCCUCGGGAAGAUGGGGAUUCUGAGGAGGCUGGAGGACCAUCCGAGUUUCGAACAACUGUUCAAACACGUCUGGGCAGACAACGCUGAUAUCAUUAGUACUCAGUAUUCAGGUACUGGAGCUCUGAAAACUGAUUUUACGAGGACUGGAAAGAGGACUAAGAUUGGAGCACUGAGGGAUGGGAUUAACUCGAUGACGAGAUAUUAUAAGAACAAUUUUGCUGAUGGAUAUCGUCAGGAUGCCAUCGAUUUAUUCCUGGGAAGAUACAUCAUACAAGAUGGUGAAUGCAUGACUCUAAAAUGUCCAUUGGAAUUUGAAAGGAAUUGGCGAUAUGCUACAUUUCCUCUGGUUCUUCUGAUAGCAUCUUCAAUGCUCAUUGCCCACAUCAUACUGCCAUCCAAUUAUACCACAGACGUUCUCCUCUACAUGCUCUUCUGGGGCGCCAUGGUGGCAGGCACAUUCGCAACAAUUAUCCAUCAUGGUAAACAGUAUGUCGAUAAACCAAAAUUGUUAUAGUCAUCAAUGCUUUCUCUAUCCUGAUUAUUAUUGUGACAAAGAUUUCAUUAAUUACAAUGAGUUCAAUUGGAACGGUAUUUGAAGGGUAUUCAUGUAUGCGUUUGUUGAAUUUGACAGACGGUGUAGAAUAAAUAAAAUGUAUUUAAAUUUA